This is a messenger RNA of Fulmarus glacialis (Northern fulmar), 1049 nucleotides long. RefSeq names its product chromosome unknown open reading frame, human C9orf114 (gene SPOUT1). The transcript is spliced from 10 exons. Lineage: Eukaryota; Metazoa; Chordata; Aves; Procellariiformes; Procellariidae. The annotation marks the transcript as partial. Gene Ontology annotation, cellular component: spindle pole centrosome; kinetochore; mitotic spindle. Gene Ontology annotation, biological process: miRNA processing; maintenance of centrosome location. Gene Ontology annotation, molecular function: miRNA binding. The record is from RefSeq and is a predicted model, not a curated record.
GGAAAGCGGAGAAGAAAAAGUGGAAGGAAAUGAAGCUACUGAGGAAACUGGAAAAACAGCGGGUGCGGGAGCUGGCAGAAAAACAAGCCGAGCAGCAGGAGGAGCAGACGGAGGACAAAGGGCGUCACUACACGCUGAGCGUAGCCCUGCCAGGCUCUAUCUUGAACAACGCCCAGUCUCUGGAGCUGCGGACAUACCUCGCUGGACAGAUUGCUCGGGCCUGUGCCAUCUUCUGCGUGGAUGAGAUCGUAGUGUUUGACGAGCAUGGAGAAGAUGUAAAGNNNGUGGAGGGGGACUUCGACGGAAUUGGGAGGAGAGGCAAGGCUUGCGUGCAGCUGGCUCGGAUCCUGCAGUACUUAGAGUGCCCUCAGUACUUGAGGAAAUCCUUUUUUCCAAAACAUGAGGAUCUGCAGUUUGCAGGGCUUCUCAACCCCCUGGACAGCCCCCACCACAUGCGGGUAGAUGAGGAUUCAGAGUACCGAGAAGGCAUAGUGUUGGACCGGCCAACUAAGCCAGGCAGAGGCUCUUUUGUUAACUGUGGGUUGAGGAAGGAGGUGCAGAUCGACAGGCAGCUGAACCCUGGUCUGCGAGUCACUGUGCACCUGGAGGAACCCCAGAAGCCAGAAGCUAAAGUGCGGAAAGGCACCGUGGUGUCCUCACACCACCCUCGGACAGUCUCGGGCUUGUACUGGGGUUACAGCGUCCGCCUUGCCUCCUGCCUGAGUGCUGUCUUUUCGGAGUGCCCGUUCAAGGAAGGCUACGACCUCUCUAUUGGAACCUCAGAGCGGGGCAGCUCCGUGGACCAGGCUACUCUCCCCUCCUUCAGACAUGCCCUUGUUGUGUUUGGAGGUCUUGAGGGCUUGGAAGCUGGUGUUGAUGUGGACCCAAACCUGGAGGUCACCGACCCAAGUGUCCUGUUUGACUUCUACCUGAACACUUGUCCCAGCCAAGGCAGCAGAACCAUCCGGACAGAGGAAGCACUGCUGAUCUCUCUGUCUGCGCUGAGACCCCACAUCGAUGAGGUGGUGAAGACACUCAGCGACAGCUGA